This is a messenger RNA of Delphinapterus leucas (beluga whale), 3125 nucleotides long. The record is from RefSeq and is a predicted model, not a curated record. Lineage: Eukaryota; Metazoa; Chordata; Mammalia; Artiodactyla; Monodontidae.
UGUCAUGGUUAUGACGCCAAGGCUUUCAGAAUUGGCGGUGGUGGUGGGAGGGGUGGAGUAAAGGCGCUCACUCUGGCUCCCCAGGUCUUCAUACCAUCUCACUAGGUCCUCAUGGCUGGACCUAGACACUCAGGCCAUUAAUUAGGUACAAACGGAUAUUCUUUAAAUACUGGCUCAACAUUUAAAGGGAGCAUAGGCGGAUGCCAUGGGGGAAGAACAAUGGAGAAUCCCUGGUGCCAGUGCUUCUUGCCCCCUCUCUGCACAGAGCCUUUAGUUCGGAUCCCAAACCUGUCCACUCUGCUUCCUAUGCGGCCUCCUGCUCUCUCUCCCCGUAAGACAGUCUGGUGACCACCUCUGUCUCUCCAGCAGGCCCUUGGGUUCCACUCCUUGCAACCUGCCCGUGGAAGGUUCACUUCCAACCGCAUGCUCUGCUUCUUGCUGAGAGGUCCCAUAAACGUCUGCAGGGGUGUUUGAGACCCCUCAUGUGCUGGUGCUUGGGCGCCAGCCUGGCUGCCCUUAUCUGGUGGGGGCUGGCACCGCGCCCCACAUUAUUAGCUGUAUGACCGCCCUCACUGCCUGUUCUAAGGGGCUGGGGCGGCAGGGGAAGUAGAAGGGCGUUUCCCCCUUCACUCCAAUGUCGGCUCUCUCACGCAAAUGCGUGGAGGCUUCUUAUAUCCAUCCUUUCACCUUAAGAGUGAUAACCGCCGCCCCCCCGCCCCGCCACUUGAAUUUUUUUUCAAUUCCUUCAAACGAUUUUAAACUAUCCAUGCUCUUGCUAAAAUUUGUGUGUACAUCAUACACUUGUAUGAAGCACGGCCCUAUUCUUUGUACGUAGGAAAUAUUAAAAAUGAUGUUAAAGGGAAGAAAAUUGAUCACACAAACACACACAUCCACGUUUGACAGAUUUUCUGCACCGAAAAGGAAAGGAAAAACAACAGCAACACCCCACAUUCCCUGAGUUCCCUGGUAAUGAUUUCCAAGGGGAAAGACUAGGACUUGGGCUGCGUCUGUCGGAGGGGAAAUCGCUCUAGAGUACAUUUUUGUUGUUAUUUAUCAAACCAGACAUCCCUCCGUGGGCACACUGCCGAGACUUAGGUAAUUGUGUAAUGUGAUAAGUGUUUUUAUGAGUUAUGCAAAGACACAGCGCUUUCCUGACGGCCGGAGCAACGUAAUUCGCGACCUUGUCCGGGCCCCGGUUCCCGGCUCGCGCUGGGCGGUGUCUCUGCCCGAGCUCCGCGCGGCCGCAGGUGAGUCCUGCGCGCGCCCCGCUCUCGCGCCUGCGGGAGGGGCUGGAGCGAAGGCGGAGGACGGGCCGGGGGUGGCGGUGGGGGACGGAGAUCCGGGCCCGACUGCAGCUUCCUCCGGGGGGAGCCGCAUUUCCAGCCACGUCCGCAGCCCUGCCCUCGCGCGCCGAGCCGUUCCCGGCCGUGCCGCCUGGAGGCGCGGAGCCCGCCCGGCUCGCCCAGCCCUGCAGCUCCGGCCGGGGCGGAGGCCGCCGGACCGCGGAGAUGCGGGGCGGGGGCAGGGCGCGGGGAUUACGGUGGGAUCAUGGCAGGGCUGGGCUCCGAUCCCUGGUGGAAGAAAACCCUUUACUUGACCGGGGGAGCUUUGCUGGCCGCAGCUGCGUAUCUGCUCCACGAACUCCUGGUCAUUAGGAAACAGCAAGAGAUUGACUCCAAAGAUGCUAUUAUUUUGCAUCAGUUUGCAAGACCUAACAAUGGUGUCCCCAGUUUAUCUCCUUUCUGUUUGAAAAUGGAAACUUAUUUAAGGAUGGCUGACUUACCCUAUCAGAACUAUUUUGGUGGAAAGCUCUCUGCUCAAGGGAAAAUGCCUUGGAUUGAAUAUAAUCAUGAAAAAGUUUCUGGGACAGAAUUCAUAAUUGACUUUCUGGAAGAGAAACUUGGAGUGAAUUUAAACAAAAACCUUGGUCCUCAUGAAAGAGCCAUCUCCAGGGCAGUGACUAAGAUGGUGGAGGAGCAUUUCUAUUGGACCUUAGCUUAUUGCCAGUGGGUGGACAAUCUCAAUGAGACCCGGAAGAUGCUCUCUCUUAGUGGUGGCGGUCCCUUCAGUAACCUGCUGAGGUGGGUCGUGUGCCACAUAACGAAAGGAAUCGUGAAACGCGAGAUGCACGGCCACGGCAUUGGCCGCUUCUCAGAGGAGGAGAUUUACAUGCUGAUGGAGAAGGACAUGCGGUCUUUAGCAGGGCUUCUGGGUGAUAAGAAGUACAUCAUGGGGCCCAAGCUUUCCACUCUAGACGCCACCGUCUUUGGACACUUGGCACAGGCAAUGUGGACCUUACCCGGGACGAGACCUGAGCGGCUGAUAAAAGGUGAGCUGAUCAAUCUUGCCAUGUACUGUGAGAGGAUAAGGAGGAAAUUCUGGCCUGAGUGGCACCAUGAUGAUGACAACACCAUCUAUGAGUCCGAGGAGAGCUGUGAAGGCAGCAAAACGCAUACGCCCCUGCUGGAUUUCAGCUCUUACUCAAGGACAGAGACCUUUGAAGAUGAGGGGGCAGAGAACAGUUUUUCCAGAACCCCAGACACGGAUUUCACUGGACACUCGCUCUUUGAUUCUGAUGUGGACUUGGAUGACUACACAGACCAUGAACAGUGCAAGUGACAUUCAGCCCUGCUGACCCUCCUCUGUUGGAGCUGCCAUUCCCUGGGGUCAGUCCAGUUUCCCAGGUAGAAGUCCAUCCGAGCUGGGAGGAGAUCUUCGUGCUUGACACAGUUCUCACAAGCUAACUGGACUAGAGCAGCCUUAUUUCUUUUUUGUACAAACAAGACACAGAACCAUUCCAAUGGCUCCAUUUAAAGCAAACAGGCAGAAGAAAAAGUCAGCAUGGUUCCUGAAACCCACUUUUGUUUUCAUUAGAAAACUAAGAUGGUGUGGUAGAGCAGGUGCAAGAGCAGGUUGUCCACAGAUGGUGUGUACAUCGAUCCCCUGCAACCCGAGGGCUUAGGUGCAAGAUGGAUUCUUGAACAUCCUUCAUCCAGCAGGGUUCAAAGUCAGGAGAGAUGUCAUCAGAAGGAAUGUAGGAGAUAAAUGUUCUAUGGUGGCUGCUUGUUAUUUCCUGUGUGUAUAUUGUAUGUUGAGAUAUAAGUCAAAUAAAAUCCAUAGGUAUU